Messenger RNA from Aspergillus aculeatinus CBS 121060, 955 nucleotides. RefSeq names its product LUC7 domain-containing protein. Gene Ontology annotation, cellular component: U1 snRNP; U2-type prespliceosome. Gene Ontology annotation, molecular function: mRNA binding. The coding region runs from base 92 to 955 and encodes 287 amino acids. Lineage: Eukaryota; Fungi; Ascomycota; Eurotiomycetes; Eurotiales; Aspergillaceae. The record is from RefSeq and is a predicted model, not a curated record. The transcript has 3 exons. Gene Ontology annotation, biological process: mRNA splice site recognition.
CUCCUUCAAGUGCGAUCUUUCUUUUUCUUUCCCCCCCCCUCAUCCUCUCACCCCUCACCACUCUUUCGACCCCAGGCAUUAUUCUCCCACUAUGGCUGCGGAACAAAGAAAGCUGCUUGAGCAGCUCAUGGGAGCGGACCAACUCAUCGGCACAGGAGCGCAAUCCCGCAAUGCGCAACUCGCCAUCACCGAUCCGAAAGUCUGCCGUUCCUACCUCGUCGGCACCUGCCCCCACGACCUCUUCACCAACACCAAACAAGACCUGGGCCAGUGCCCGAAAGUGCACAGCGAAGGAUUGAAGACGGAAUACGAGGCCGCCUCGGCUGCGGACAAGGCCAAGUGGGGGUUUGACUACGAUUACAUGCGCGACAUGCAGAAGUACAUCGACGACUGUGACCGACGCAUUGACUCGGCGCAGCGACGGCUGGAGAAGACCCCGGAUGAAAUCCGACAGACGAAUAACCUGCUGAAACAAAUCGCCGACCUCACCAACACCAUCAACUCGGGUCUGCUCGAGAUCUCCGUCCUGGGCGAGACCGGCGCCGUGGCGCAGGCCCUGAACGAACUGCACAAGAUCCGCACCGCCAAGCACCAGAAGGAGACGUGCGAGCGCGACCUCAAGAACCUCCAAGACACCUCGGGCCCCUCGGGCCACCAGAAGCUGCAGGUCUGCGAUGUCUGCGGCGCGUACUUGAGUCGCCUCGACAACGACCGCCGCCUGGCCGAUCACUUCUUCGGCAAGAUGCACAUGGGGUACUCGGACAUGCGCAAGACCUUCAAGCGACUCAGCGAGGAGCUCAAGGGUCGGCCUCCGCCGGUCCGGCACCACGAUGACGAGGACGAUCGUGAUCGGGGCUGGGGCGGUGGUCGCUCCGGGGGCGGUGGCCGCGGGCCUCGCUACGGUGGUGGUGGCGGCGGUGGUGGUGGGUACAAAAAGCGUGGUCCUCGGUGGUGA